CAUUAUCAGUUCAACUCUCAACCUGAGCAGACGCACAAAAUGUUCGCUCUCACAGUUAUAUCAAUCCUUCUCCAAAGUAUCCUGGUCUCGACCAAAACACAUUUUGUUUACUGGAACUCAACAAAUCCUGUGUUCAGGAUUGAUAAUACGGACAAUAUCUUGGACGUGAACAGUGGAAACCUUGCUACUGAAUAUGAUCAGAUGCACCUGAUCUGUCCGAACUCCGGAGAACAGCAUGUUGUAUACUCCGUGAGCAAGGAGGAGUAUGUCUCCUGUAGGGUAUCCAACCCUAGACCCAAGAUUGUGGCAGUUUGUGAUAAACCCGGAGCAUUUAAAUACUUUACGAUCACUUUCCGAUCCUUCAGUCCUACUCCAGGUGGUUUAGAGUUUAAACCUGGACAGACCUACUACCUAAUCUCCACCUCGACCUCCAGAGACCUCCACAGGAGGGCGGGAGGAUACUGCUCCACCCACAACAUGAAGAUG
This is a messenger RNA of Eurytemora carolleeae, 486 nucleotides long. Its product is annotated as ephrin-B2. Gene Ontology annotation, cellular component: plasma membrane. The record is from RefSeq and is a predicted model, not a curated record. Gene Ontology annotation, biological process: ephrin receptor signaling pathway; axon guidance. Gene Ontology annotation, molecular function: ephrin receptor binding. NCBI's taxonomy places the organism in Eukaryota, Metazoa, Arthropoda, Copepoda, Calanoida, Temoridae.